Messenger RNA from Danaus plexippus (monarch butterfly), 2497 nucleotides. RefSeq lists its product as uncharacterized. Gene Ontology annotation, cellular component: SCF ubiquitin ligase complex. The transcript has 2 exons. Gene Ontology annotation, biological process: SCF-dependent proteasomal ubiquitin-dependent protein catabolic process. The record is from RefSeq and is a predicted model, not a curated record. Bases 303 to 1874 code for a protein of 523 amino acids. Lineage: Eukaryota; Metazoa; Arthropoda; Insecta; Lepidoptera; Nymphalidae.
UUUUUUCUUUCUUUUCACAUUUUAUUGUUGGUAUUUUGGUAUUCUCUUUUAAGUUUCUCUCUACUCUCUAGAUUUAGUGAUAUAAAUAGGUUCGAGACGACGGAAAUACAUAACGACGUAAGACUUUCUGCUAGCAAAAAUUUAUAGCAAGUUUUGUGGUAUUGUUCUUCAAAUAGUUAUAGUAAAUUAAAGACGUAUUUACUUUAUUACUUAGUUCUGUAUAUUUCAAGCGAAUUAUACAAUAGUCCCCACUAUGAAUUAAAGAAGUUGAUGUACCUGUAGAAAAUAUUUUUGAUCAAAGGAUGACAAGAUACAAGGAAACUGUGUCGCUCGAAGAAUUAGCUUUAGUAAAGCUUGGAGAAUGGAUAGCAAAACAGGCCGAAAAUAGAAUGUAUCCUACUGCCUUGCUUGCUCAACAGAAUCCGCAAGAAUCGCAAAUAAUAUUGAAUCAGUAUAUCGAGGCCGUAAGAUCUUAUUUAGACAUCAACGUGCCAUGGAUGCUCCAUGACAAAUUGGCUAAAACAACAAUAGCAUCAUUGUCAGAUCUCAUUGAGAAAACCAAAUCCUCAUUAGGAUUUCGUGGUUCUAUGGCAAAAUUCGUCAGUCAGAUGAAUGUUAUAGUGAAAAUGACAGAAGUAUUAUUCACGAAAAAUUUUACCUAUGUUUCUAUAGACAACAUACCGAAGAUGAUGCGCGCCGUUUUUUACACUAAACUUCACAUGUUAACAGGUCUUACAUAUUUAAAUUUAGGAUCUCUUUCUGGAGGCUGGAAGACUGCGGAUAUGGAGGAGUCCAUCAUUCAAGCUUUAAAAGGAUUACACAGCCUAAAAUAUCUUUUUAUAAAUUACGAUUGUACUGAUAAUAUUCUAAGGUGUAUUGUAAAAAAUUGUCCCAAAAUUACGAAACUAGAUGUAUCUUGUUCAAAAUCCAUAACAAACCAAAGUAUCGACAUUAUUAAUAAAUUUAAAAAUUUGAAAAGCAUUCAGCUAUAUCAGACUUUCGUGACGUGGGAAGGCUAUGUUAAUUUACUGAUUAACUGCAACACCUUAGAGGACAUAGGACGUUGCGAUGAAAUUGGCAAAGUAUUAGAAUUUAUUCACAACAACUGCCCUGAAGCUUGUCCAUUAAAUUUAAGGACGUAUGUAAGCAGAUAUGCCACUAGCAAUCACUUGCAAUUAGCUGUAACAAUGUGCCCAAAUAUAUGUACUAUGACAGUAUUUCACAAUACAUUACAGACUGAUCUGACUGUAUUAAUGGGUCUAAAAGAGCUUUAUGAUUUAAAACUUCUAUCUUGUGAUUUCUAUGCAAACCAAAUAAAACAAGUUCUUCAGGUCAAAGGUUGUAACAUACUCAAAUUACACCUUGAGCAUGUUGAUCAAAUAGACUUAAAUGCAUUAAUGUAUAUAAGCCAAAUGUGCCCAUUUUUAGAAACAUUAACAUUUUAUAAUUGCACGUUAAUUCAACAUACUUCAUUGUAUACAAAAAAAUUAGACAUUUUGCCUUUCAGAAACCUUAAAAGGUUAACAUUGGUAUCCAGUUUUACAGAUGAGCAGUUGUUGUUUUUGUUAACAAAUUGUUUAAAUGCUGAAUUUAUUCAAAUAGGGACUGCUGUUCAGCUUACAGAUGAAUUUUUAAUUAAAAUAUUGGAUAAAAACCCAUUGAUUUACUUAAAGGAACUUCGAAUCAUGCAGUCUGACUUUUUAACAAUGCUCUCUGUGGAUAAAAUAAUUCAAAGUUGUAUGAGUUUAGAGAUAUUGGUUGAAUUAGAGAGCUGGACUCUUUUGAAUGAUACUGACCGAGAGUAUGUAAGAAAUUAUAUCAAAAUUAAUAACUACAAUGUUGACACCACUCCCAUUCGGAGAUAUGAUUCAUAAAUGUAAUGAAAAGUGUUAUAUAAUAUUUAUUAAAUGAUUGAUUUGACCAAAUUAAUACCAUCAUAUAGCAACAGUCUUAAGCCCUUUAUUAAACUAAGUAAUAUAUGAGUGUUAUCUGCACAACAAUGUAUAUAGGGUAGUGACGGCAACACACUAAGUUAACCUUAUAUUAAAAAAUGAUAUCAUAGAAUAUUGAUAUAUAACUAUGGCUAGAUAUUGUCAAAUGGCGGAUACGCAACCAUAAUAAUAACUGAUGUAUUCAAAUUUAAUAGUAGAAUAGAAAUUUUGUUGUUUGACAUUUAGUGACAAAACACAUUGAAAAAUUUACAACAUAUAUGUAUUUGUCAAAUGUCAUGGUAAGGUGGUUUUGUUUAUUUUAAUUUAUUUUAUGUAAAUCUAAUCCAUUUCAUACAAAAUAGUAGCUUUGUCCCUUUGUUCCCCAUAUCCUAUUUUUCUUAUAUUUCUCAUAGUAUCCACAUACAACUACAAAAUUUUCUUUAAAAAGGGUAAGAAGUUUUAUCUUCACAUGUAAAAUUAUAGAUUCAAUUAUUAUAUUAUAUACCAACACUACUUAAAAUGUCUUCAAUGUCAUAGUAAUAAAUAUAAUUACGUCAUGUUAUAAA